This is a messenger RNA of Lingula anatina, 3592 nucleotides long. RefSeq names its product outer dynein arm-docking complex subunit 2. NCBI's taxonomy places the organism in Eukaryota, Metazoa, Brachiopoda, Lingulata, Lingulida, Lingulidae. Gene Ontology annotation, molecular function: protein binding. The record is from RefSeq and is a predicted model, not a curated record.
AACAAGCGCCAUAUCAAAAUACUUUAUUGCCUGGCCAGUCAACAAGCACGAUACUUGGUUAUAUUACCUGGAAUAUUUUCUAAUUUUGAGAAAUAACUAAAGAUGGGUCAGGCCUUGCGCAAGGCUAAAGAAGGGACCUCAGCAGCAGGAGGGGCAAGGGGAAAACUGGAAUACAACGCUGCUAAUGAAGAGCUGCUGAACAGCGUUGUGAAAUACGUGGAAAAUAUCAAAGAUCCAGAGGAACAGAAACUCAUCUUCAAGAAGCCAAUCAAGUGGGAAAGCAGCCUCCAGCCUUCUGAUUUUAAUGACGAUGCUUACGAGAAAAGUGGUGUUGAGUUGGUGUCAAAAGAAAGGACAGCUGAUGACCAGCCAUUAUUGCGCGUGCGACCGCGAGGAGAGAAAUAUGAGGUCAGCGCGAUGACUAUUGAACAAAUUCAGAUGGUCCUGAGAAUGGCAGGAGAUAAGAAACUAGCAGAGACCAGGGCUUGCUGCGAAGCCACUGAUGAUCCUUAUUCUGACAUGUUGGGAGAUGCCUUUGCUAUUGUACCUGGGAACGUAGAAGGUGGCGAAUACGACAAGUCUCGCUACAGGUUGAUGGAGGAAAUCAUGAAAGGUGGACCUGAGGAAGAGGUGGCAGAGAAGAAAACCACACUAAAGCUUCUGGAUCAUUUGUUUAGAUUUGACAAUGAACUUCUUAACAGGAGAUUACAGAUUAUGGAAAAGACUAUCCGCCUGAAUCCAUCAGAGGUUGAAGACGAUGUUCAUAAACUGAUGAAGUAUUGUGGAGAAGAUGAUGAAAAAUGUCUUCUGGAGGAGCUCAACUUUAUGCCUGAAUUCAGCACGCGUUUCUCCAAUGGCUGCCGUGCCCCUCCCUGGCGUCAAGUUCACGGAGAUAUCUGCUACUUGGAGGCUAAGGCCCAUGAUGUAGACCCAUACAUCUAUAUUACAGGAAGCACCAGUGGUUACUACAUUAAUGGGGGUGUGGACAAGGAGACACAAAGUCUUAACUUUGACAAGCAGGGAGAAAUGCACAAAGAUUUAAUAAGCCUGCUCAAAGAGAAGAGCCCCAAGUUUGCGGAAAUUGUUGACAAGCUGGAAUUUGUAAGUCAUCAUGACUUGAAGGAGAGUGGAAUAAUUGACACCACGGCAGAUCUGGACGCCACACCUCGGGAUGGAGAGAUGACCAACAGAGAACAGACACAGGUCAAAAGUCAACAACAAAAAGAAGAAACUAAGCAGGAAAAGACACAGAAAACUCAGAAAAAACAACAGCAGAAGUUGGAGCCUUCAUUAAAGUGGAGGAACCUGGGUCUAGAGGAGCAAAAAGAGCAACACGAAAAGAAGGAUAAACCAGAGAAGAGCAGAACCCCCAUAAAAAGAAAGACACAGCAAAGGAGAAACAAAACGCCCCUUGAUGCAGAAGACUCAUUCAGUGAGAGCUCCACAGAGAGCGAAGAGGAGGAAGAAACCCCAGAUCGCAGGAAUGAACCCAACUCUGAUCUGCCCUCAGAAUACUGGCAAAUACAGAAAUUGGUGAAAUAUCUCAAGGGAGGCAACCAGACAGCUACAAUCAUUGCACUGUGUGCCAUGAGGGAUUUCAACUUGACCCAGGAAACCUGUCAGCUUGCCAUCAGAGACGUGGGGGGACUGGAGGUCCUCAUUAAUCUCCUGGACACAGAGGAUAUCAAAUGCAAGAUUGGCUCCCUCAAGAUCCUGAAAGAAAUUUCCGGCAAUUCUCAAAUCCGUAGAGCUAUUGCUGAUCUGGGUGGUUUGCAGACCAUGGUUAAUAUACUGCAGGACCCGAACAAAGAGCUGAAAUGUCUGGCUGCAGGCACCAUUGCUAAUGUGGCCAAGUUCCGCAGGGCAAGACGUACAGUCAGGCAGCAUGGGGGCAUCAAACGCUUGGUGGGUCUCCUGGACUGUGCUCCCCUGGGCACUGUGAUGUCCAGCCAACAGGAAGAGGAUGUGGAGGUGGCCCGCUGUGGCGCCCUCGCCCUGUGGAGCUGCAGUAAGAGCACCAAGAACAAGCAGGCCAUGAGGAAGGCGGGGGUGAUCCCGCUCCUGGCGCAACUCCUCAAGUCUCCGCACGAGAACAUGUGCAUCCCAGUGGUUGGUACUCUGCAGGAGUGUGCUUCAGAGCCAAGCUACAGAUUGGCUAUUCGUACUGAAGGAAUGGUGGAAGAUCUGGUGAAGAAUCUGAACAGUGAGAACCAGGAGCUACAGAUGCAUUGUGCAAGUGCAAUCUUUAAGUGUGCAGAGGACAAGGAAACCAGAGAUUUAGUGAGGCAAUAUGGAGGUCUAGACCCCCUUGUGAAAUUGCUCCAGAGCACAGAAAACAAAGAACUCCUGGCAGCAGCCACUGGCGCCAUCUGGAAAUGUGCCAUCAGCGAUGAAAAUGUCCUGCGUUUCCAAGAACUGAAAACAACUGACUACCUGGUUGCUUUAUUGAAUGAUCAACCAGAAGAGGUAUUAGUAAAUGUGGUAGGUGCAUUGGGAGAGUGUGCCAAGGAUCCUCCAAACAGAAUGGCCAUUCGUAAAGCUGGUGGCAUCCCACCACUGGUCAACCUGCUCACUGGAACCAAUCAGAAGCUACUUGUCAAUGUCACCAAGGCAGUUGGGCAAUGUGCCGAAGAGUCAGACAACAUGGCGAUCAUUGACAAGUUAGAUGGAGUGCGCUUACUCUGGUCAUUACUGAAGAACCCCAAUCCAGAGGUCCAAGCCAGUGCGGCCUGGGCAAUAUGUCCCUGUAUAGAAAAUGCAAAGGAUGCUGGGGAGAUGGUGAGGUCUUUUGUGGGUGGCCUGGAGCUUAUUGUCAGCCUGCUGAAGUCAGAAGACAAGGAGGUCCUGGCCAGUGUGUGUGCCGCCAUUGCUAAUAUUGCCAAAGACGAAGAAAACUUAGCUGUGAUAACUGACCAUGGUGUGGUGCCCAUGUUAGCAAAACUGACAGAAACAGUUGAUGACAGACUUAGACAACACUUAGCAGAGGCCAUUGCCAGAUGUUGCAGUUGGGGCAACAACAGGGUGGCCUUUGGCACGGCGAAUGCUGUGGCCCCUCUGGUCAAGUAUCUCAAGUCCAAACAGGUGGCCGUCCACCGUUCCACUGCAAAAGCUCUCUUCCAGCUCUCCAAGGACCCGGAUAACUGUAUAACCAUGCACAAUGCUGGAGUGGUCAAGUGUCUUAUAGAAAUGGUUGGCUCUGAUGACACAGUAUUACAAGAGGCAGCAGCAGGUUGCAUAGGGAACAUUAGAAGACUGGCCUUGGCUAAUGAAAAAGCUAAGCACACUUGAUAUGAGAAAGAAUGGGGGAAAAAAACAAAAACGAGAAACCAUGGAGGAAAAUUUAGUUUGUGACAGUUUAUUUUAACGGCACCCCCUCAUUUCCAGCUCUGAGCAUAAUGGCACCUAUUUAUUGAUCUGUGCAGCAUUGUGGAUUCCAUUAUCACAUUUUUAUCAGGAGAGGCAAUCAUGAACUGAUAGUGAUGGUGGACAUUGCUCUUCAUGAAAACAAUAAGCUAUCCUUGUAACCUUUAGAACAUUAGUCCUUCACCUGCUGAGAUUUUUUUAAAUCAUGUUGUGCAUAAUUUUGAUACCA